ACCCUCUCUACUGUAUUCAGAUACGUGCCUUUGUGCACCAUUACGACGCGACCCUAAUGGCCUCGUAGCAACCCUAGAAUUGAGUGCUAGUAACGGGAACAGGGCAGCCCUGUUCACACCAGACAGCUCGUCCCCAAAUGCGUCCGGGACUGGCGGGUAUAGCGGUGGAGAUGCUGAGCGGUGCUACCUGCAGGGCCAGGCCGAGGCUUGGCAGCCUCCUGCUGGCCCCUCUCACCAAAACAGUGCCGCCGAUGUCAAGCACGGGAAGCCGCAGAUUUCGGUCCACGUCCUCGCUGCAGGGAUUCUCAGAGAUGGCAAGAGAGCGGUCGAAGACUGUCACGUCGUUUUACAACCAGUCCGCGAUUGACGUGUCCGCAGAAAAGGCCUCAGUGCGACUGACCUUAGCCACCCUGCUGUAUUCUGGAAAGUCUCCUGAUGGACACCACAUCUUGAGCAGUGCCAAGUACCUACACAAGGAGCUGCCUGUACGAAUCGCCCAUCGCAUCAAGGGCUUCCGCAGUUUGCCCUUCAUCAUUGGCUGCAACCCAACUAUUCUCCAAGUGCAUGAACUUUAUAUCAGAGCCUACCACGUGCUCAGUGAAUUUCCCCCGAUCAAAGAUCAGGAUGUGGAGGCUCGUUUCUGUAAGCUGGUGCAGCAGCUGCUUGAUGACCACAAGGAUGUUGUCACCAUGCUGGCUCAGGGCUUCAGGGAGUGUCGCAGACACAUCCAGGAUGAGGCAAUCCUCCGAAGCUUCCUGGAUACAACACUGUGCUCCCGCCUGGGAAUUCGAAUGCUGGCCACGCACCAUCUCGCCCUCAAUGAAGACAACCCGGAUUUUGUUGGAAUCAUAUGCAGACGUCUCUCCCCCAAGAAGAUCAUAGAGAAAUGGGUAGACUUUGCCAGGCGUCUGUGUGAGCACCAGUAUGGUAACUCCCCCAGAGUGAGGAUCAACGGACACGUUGCCGCUCGCUUCCCCUUCAUCCCUCUGCCUCUGGAUUACAUCCUGCCUGAGCUCCUCAAGAAUGCCAUGAGGGCCACCAUGGAAAGCCAUCUGGACACCCCAUACAAUGUACCUGAUGUGGUGGUCACCAUUGCCAAUAACGACAUUGAUUUUGUCAUCAGGAUUUCAGACCGUGGUGGCGGCAUACCUCACAAUAUUAUAGAUAAGGUGAUGGACUACCACUUUAGCACAGCUGAGGAGAGUGCACAGGAUCCACGCAUGAGCAACUUCUUCAACAACAUUACCAACAGUGGAAACCAGUCCAGCCCUAUGCAUGGGUUUGGUUUUGGCUUGCCAACGUCCAGGGCUUACGCUGAGUACCUGGGCGGCUCUCUGUCCGUACAGUCUAUGCAGGGCAUCGGCACUGACGUCUACCUGCGUCUGCGCCACAUUGAUGGCAAAGGAGAGAGCUUCAGAGUGUAAAGCUACCCGCUGGUCAUCCUUGUAGAUUCUAAUCUAGGAAUCAGGCCAUGCAGGAGUUCAGAGGGUUCCCCACCAAGAGGGCUGGCAUUGACUGCAGGACUUAAGUCCACAAAGUGAUAAACACAGUAUGUUGUCAGAAAGCUCCUUAACUCACCAACCUACUAUUUGUCCUUUUUUUUUUUUUUUUUUUUUUUUUGCCUUAGACUGAUUAUAAGCUAUGUUAGCUCUCAAGUUGAUGAUUUCAGUUGUUUUUCCUUUGUGUUUUGUACCCUGUGGCAUGUUGUCUUGAAGUUUAAAGGGGCGUAUAUGAACUUUUUUUUUAAUGUUUAGGUUAUCGGGACAAACCAUGCAUGAUAGUGGACAUCGAUGUUAAUGUGGAAGGAUAAAAAGAAAAAAAACGAGCUUCAGUUUUAAAGAAGUUCACCUCGAAGUUACAAAGCCUCAAAAUAAGAACAGCCGUUUUGAUGAUGAAAUGUUUCAAAAGAAACUUCUGAGACACUCCAGCAACCCUGUCAAAAUCUCCUCAAAGUCUAGAAAGCUGCUCAAAAGUUCACGAUUAUCAAUCCAGUCAAUAACCAGAUCCUUCCAGGACGUUAUCAGCUGUUAGUAUCAAAACCUAAGGUCUACAAGGAAAAACAGCAGCACAAGAGAUAUACUUAAAGGGAUAGUUUUGAUUUUUUUAAUGUGGGGCUUUAUGAAGUACUCAUCGUAGUUGGUGUAUUACCCGGAGGAGGUGGCAGUUAGCUUGGAAAAGCAGGCAAAAAAUCUGAACUAUCACUUUAAGCAUGUGCUGUAAACCUCAACUCUUGACAAACCAUAGUGAUAUUUAACAUCUCUGAGUUCCGCUCAGAAAGGAAAAACUGCCAAAACACCAAAAGCUCAUUAACAGAUUUCUGUCUUUCUGUUCUGUUUUGAUGAACGUCUUUGUUCAGCAGUAUUUUUGCGGAGCUUCCAGGCAGGGAAGCCACCUGAGAUGUUCAGUUGCCUUACUGUGUGAUGCUAGUCCUUCAACUGCAUGCCGAAGUUUCUUCUCGUUUUCUUUUUGUUGCCUUUAUCAGUUCAUACAGAUGCACACCACGUCAAUCAGCGUCAUUAGUUGGAAGUUUUUGCACAAUGAAUAGAUUUCCCGUUGUAAGGCUCAGCACCGAUCAUAGCAGCUUUUGACUUUAACAAUUUUCAGAGUAACAAUAUACCAGAGAAGUAUUGUCUAAUAUUGUCUUCUUUUUUCUGUUUUAUCUAACUUUAGAUAUUUUUUUAGAAAGUGUAUCCGUUGUAUGUCAAGUUUUCUGUCUUUUUGAAAUAAGUUGUGUAUAAGAAAACAUUUCAACAUGGGUCAAAGCGGGUUUCUGCACUGUUAACUAUGGAAGUUCGGAUCGGUGAAGGUUGCUUGUCAUUGUUUAGGUCCAUUUUCUCCAGAUCACAACUAGAUUGUGUAAUACCUCUUAAGAUUUUGCCACUUUUGCCUCCCCAUUCAUUCUCCAAUAAUAAUGUAUCUUUUUUUAUGUCUUUAUAGUUUUGACACAAUGUAUUGUACAAAUGGGGAUAACAUGGUUGCGCUCAGUUAGAGACAAAAAAAAGGAAUGGAAGUAGUUGUGUGAAAUUUUAAGUAGUUUAAGGGAGAAACCCUGCAAACUUUCACACAUCGAGAAAUCUGGCAAACCCAGUGGCAACCUCUGGGUCCUUAAGUGAAGCCAAUGCAAAAGUGCCUUAAAGCUACAUUCUUUCUAUCAGCCAGCAGGGGGCGCUGGUUGCAAAAAGAAGUCAAAUAGUAGAGAAGUCUAAGAGAAAGUGUCACUACUUCUCACUUAAUUUAUUACCUCAAUACAUGUUCUCAUAAGUUUAUGUUCUCACUAACUAGUUUCAAGUCUUCUUUAAUACAACAUGAUGUUAAUUUUGUAAAUGAUUGCCCCAUUUUAGAGUAAAAUAAACAAUAAAGUAGGGUAGUCACCUUGUGGUUGUCAGUUUGGUUUCAUCUUAGAACUUUGACCCUGUCACACUGUGUCACAUAUAAAACUGUUCUUAAACGAAAUGAAGAAAUAUUGAAGUUGUGAUCUCAAAAUAAGGUACCAACAAUGAUUAGCGAACCCUGGCCUUUCUGAGUUUUGAGUCAAAUUUUACAGUGCAGAAAAUAAGCAAAGUCAUGAAGAUAAAAAAUUUGCCUCAGCAGAUAACAAUCUCAAGCACUCCUCACAUUUUGUUGAACAUUCCCCAGAGGGCAUCAAGCGACAGAUCAACCUGAAUUUCUACUUAUCUGUUGGGAGCAUUUGUUAUUAUAUUAGUUUAGACUGUUAACUUUUUACCAGAAAGGACAUUGGGAAUCUUCAGCUGUAAUUGUUCAGAUGAGAAAUCUGUGAAUCACCAGAAGUUAGGUCAUGUUUUACAACUUUUGAUUUCUGGCAUGUUAUUAUUAGUGAUAUGAUUUGCCCAGAGUUGUAAAACACUUUAUUCUAAAGAUUUAUGCGGUUACUUUUGAGUCACAUAUAUUGUAUAGUCAACCUAAUGGAGUAAUGGGACUGUUUUUUUGUCUUUGAAAACCUAUAAAUAAUAUAAGAUUGAACUGUUUAAUAUCUUAAAAAAUAUAUAACUGGUUUACCUAGAUUUGCACUCACGAGCAAAAUGAGUUUACAUACAAAUGGUCAUUGAGUUAAAAUGAGCUUUGUGAAAAUAUAUUUGAACCAGUUAUUUCAAUUGUGAGAUAAAUCUGAUUUUAAUUUGUGGGAAGUUAUGAAAGAAAAACAACCCCGUUUCAUUCACAGUUCCAGAGAACGGCCUGUAUUAUCUCUUUGUGUAUUCUUGCUGAGGCCAUGUUUAUGAAUUAAUGUGAUUAUUGUGGCUUUGAAGGUAUUGAAGAUGUAGUAUAUAUGUAGCUUAUGCAUGUAAAGAAAAGAGGGGGAGAUCACACCACAUAGCUGCCAGAGAUUGGUAAACAAUGGGUAAAGGUUUGUGUCCCCUUUUAAGACACAUUCAUAGGUAAAUUAGUUUUUCUUCUAUUCCAAAAUGUUACUGGUGAAAUGUUGAGGGGAAAUGUGAUUCUGGGUUUGUCAUGGAAUGUGUACUGUCUGCCCUCUGCUGGUCUGAAAAGAAAACUGCAGGCAGACUUGAAAAAAUGUGAUGGGAGGGCUGGGGAUCGACAACAUUUCCAUUCUGUUUUCCAGGUUUCUGAUUUUGUAGAUUUUGCAGAUCAAAAUGAGAAUCAACGACAACAAUUUCAGCGUCAUCUCCAGUAAAAAGCCAGAUAUUGGAGUCAUGUUACUGACUAAAUGUGCUGCCAUGGAGUGUUUUGUCUCCUAGACUGAAAUUAGUUUGUCCCACCUGUUUUCUGUUGUAUUGAGGACUCUGUAGACAUUAAAUUUUACUUGGUUGGAAUUUUGA
Molecule: messenger RNA, 4796 nt
Organism: Centropristis striata (black sea bass)
Lineage: Eukaryota; Metazoa; Chordata; Actinopteri; Perciformes; Serranidae
Gene: bckdk
Product: branched chain ketoacid dehydrogenase kinase
Exons: 11
Coding region: 138-1424 (428 amino acids)
Biological process (GO): regulation of glucose metabolic process; protein phosphorylation
Cellular component (GO): mitochondrion
Molecular function (GO): pyruvate dehydrogenase (acetyl-transferring) kinase activity
Source: RefSeq, a predicted model, not a curated record